This is a messenger RNA of Cyclopterus lumpus (lumpfish), 847 nucleotides long. Its product is annotated as perilipin-2-like. Gene Ontology annotation, cellular component: lipid droplet; cytosol. Lineage: Eukaryota; Metazoa; Chordata; Actinopteri; Perciformes; Cyclopteridae. The transcript has 5 exons. Gene Ontology annotation, biological process: lipid storage; positive regulation of triglyceride storage. The coding region runs from base 89 to 784 and encodes 231 amino acids. The record is from RefSeq and is a predicted model, not a curated record.
UCUUGAACAUCCAUUUCAACACAAUCAACGAAAUUCACAUUUAUCAACUUAUCAAUUUCCGUUUUCCUCCUCUCAAAGUGUACGAAACAUGCCGAGUAACAACAACCAGAAGGUGCAGAGUGCGGCUGCCAGACUGGCCAAGCUGCCCGUGGUCCGCUCGGCUUGCACCCAGCUGUCAGUGUUGUACAUCGACACUAAAUGCAGCCACCCCAACCUGAGGUCCGUGUGUGACGUGCUGGAGAGCAGCGUGACGGCGGUCAUCGUCAGACUGGAGCCUCAGCUUUCCAUUGCAAAUGGCGUUGCAUGUAGAAGUCUUGACUGGCUGGAGACUGCAUUCCCAGUAAUUCACACACCAACGGAGCAGAUUGUUGCCUCUGCCAGGAACAAGAUGCAUGAGAUCCAGGAUGUGGUGAGCAUUGCGGCUCACGGUACUAUGGGCUGUGUCGAGCACACAGUCGCGUGGGUGACGGGCAGCGUGCAGCAGGCUGAUGACCAGACGGGCCAAUCACUUGUGGAGAGGGCCCUCAGUGUGGCAUGCGUGGGACUGGACUCGGCUCUGGUCACGUCCGAGGCCCUGAUGGACCGCAUGCUUCCUGCCACCGAGGAGGAUAAAGGUCAUAGAGAAUUUGUCCAGGUCUAUUGGUGCAGCUCAGGAAAGCAGCUGGCUGAACUUGACCUGGAGCAUCCAGGUGCUGCCUCAGUACCUGCAGCAUCAGCUUGUGUCUGCAUUGUUCUUCAUCUCCCAGAUGUACAACUUAGACCACCACGGAUCGUAUCAGGAUAGAAGUUCUCUCAAUGCUGCGGUCCAGGUGCACCCACGAGCAGUGCCUCCCUGCCGCAUGAGGCG